This is a messenger RNA of Raphanus sativus (radish), 907 nucleotides long. Its product is annotated as chaperone protein dnaJ 11, chloroplastic. The record is from RefSeq and is a predicted model, not a curated record. The transcript has a single exon. Lineage: Eukaryota; Viridiplantae; Streptophyta; Magnoliopsida; Brassicales; Brassicaceae. Bases 221 to 694 code for a protein of 157 amino acids.
CAGUUAAAUAUUAUCAGGAAAAUAGUGAUGAAAAUAUUCUAAAAUUACCAAAUCACACAAAAACUUUUCACCUUUGAGCUAUCCUCUAUAAAUAAAGAUCACAUCUCGAUCCCUCUCUCCUUGUGAUUCAUAUCUCUCGUCCUCUCUCUGCUUCGCUUCUUUCAAAAAAAAUUCAUUUUUCUUUAGUAUUUGCUCCUCUGUUUUUAAUUUAAUUACGUAAAUGUCCGGAAUUUUAGUUUCUUCCACCGGUAACUCCCUUCGAUUAUCGCCGGCACACGUCCUCUCUCAUCCCAAGACAGUCAAAUCCCGCAACCGAAACGCCCGGUUUCCCUCCAGAGCUACGUCGUUUAGGGCAUACACGCAGACGCUAAACGCCGAGCCAGCUGUAACCGAAUCCACCGUUCGCCGGCGAGUGUCGAGCCUCUACGAGCUGCUUAAAGUAAACGAAACGGCGUCGUUGACGGAGAUAAAGACGGCGUACAGGAGCUUAGCGAAGGUGUGCCAUCCGGAUGCGUCGGAAUCGGACGGACGAGAUUUCAUGGAGAUCCACAGAGCUUACGCUACGCUGGCGGAUCCGACAACGAGAGCGAUAUACGAUUCGACGCUGGUAUCACGGCGGAGACGGGUCCAAGCUGGAGCUAUGGGUCGGGUGUACGCAGCGACACGGAGAUGGGAGACGGAUCAGUGUUGGUGAUUUAGCGUUUUUUAGGGGUUUCCGAUGAUUUUGCAGCGAGUAAAAGGGCAUUUUUUUACUUCAUUUUCCCCCUUUGAUUACUUUUUUUUUGUUUUCCUUUGUCAUAUCUUUGGAAAAUUAAGGGGGAAAAUAUGUUUUAUCAGCCUUUUAUCAAUGUUAUAACAGACGUGUAUAUUAUUUUCGCUUCAAGUUGUGAAUUUUGCUGUCGAUUAA